Messenger RNA from Pipistrellus nathusii (Nathusius's pipistrelle), 3057 nucleotides. Lineage: Eukaryota; Metazoa; Chordata; Mammalia; Chiroptera; Vespertilionidae. The record is from the annotation of a GenBank genome assembly.
AUGGCCGCGGGGUGCACGUGCGGCGUGGAGGACCUGCUGGCCAGCGGCGGCCGCUUCCUGUGGAGCCUGACGGUGUCCGCGCUGCGGCGAUGGUACGCCGAGCGGCUGCGGGCUUGCCACCAGGCGCUGCGGGCGUGGUGCGGGCUGCGCGCCGUGUACCAGAUGACGGAGGGCAGGCCCUGCCAGGUGCACCUCCUGGACGGCCGCCGGCUGGAGCUGCUGGUGCAGCCCAAGCUGUUAGCGCAGGAGCUGCUGGACCUCGUGGCUUCGCAUUUCAACCUGAAGGAGAAGGAGUACUUUGGAAUCACAUUCACAGAUGACAUCGGUCAGCAGAACUGGCUGCAGUUAGAUCACCGGGUCCUGGACCAUGACUUGCCCAAGAAACCAGGCCCAGCCAUUUUGCACUUUGCCGUGAGGUUUUACAUCGAGAGCAUCUCGUUCCUGAAGGACAGGACCACCGUGGAGCUGUUCUUCCUGAACGCCAAGGCCUGUGUGCACCAGGGGCAGAUCGAGGUGGACAGCGAGACCGUCUUCAGGCUAGCGGCGCUGGCUCUGCAGGAAGCCAAAGGGGAUUACACCAGUGAUGAAGAUGCCAGGAAGGAUCUAAGGACACUCUCAGCCUUCCCCACCAGAACUCUGCAGGAGCAUCCGUCCCUUGCUUACUGUGAGGACAGGGUCAUCGAGCAUUACCUGAAAGCCAGGGGUCUGACCCGGGGUCAAGCUGUGGUCCAAUAUAUGAAAAUAGUAGAAGCUCUACCGACAUACGGAGUCCAUUAUUACGCAGUAAAGGACAAACAAGGACUUCCUUGGUGGCUUGGAAUCAGCUAUAAAGGAAUCGGCCAGUAUGACUUACAAGAUAAAGUGAAACCUCGGAAACUAUUCCAGUGGAAACAGCUGGAAAACCUAUAUUUCCGGGAGAAAAAAUUCGCUGUUGAAGUUCACGACCCCCGGAGGAUUUCAGUGUCAAGAAGGACCUUUGGGCAAAGCGGCCUCUUUGUGCAAACCUGGUAUGCACACUCUUCACUCAUCAAGUCCAUCUGGGUGAUGGCCAUCAGUCAGCACCAGUUUUACUUGGACCGGAAGCAAAGCAAAGCAAAAAUUCCUUCAGCCAGAAGCUUAGACGAUAUCGCGAUGGAUUUGACGGAGACGGGAACCCCGAGGACCUCCAAACUGGUCACUCUGGAGGCCAAAAGCCAGUUCAUUAUGGCCAGCAAUGGCAGCUUAAUCUCCUCAGGUUCUCAAGACUCGGAAGUUAGUGAGGAGCAGAAGAGAGAGAAGAUCCUGGAACUGAAGAAGAAGGAAAAGCUGCUGCAAGAAAAGCUCCUGAAGAAAGUCGAGGAGCUGAAGAAGAUCUGUCUGCGGGAGGCUGAGCUCACGGGCAAAAUGCCAAAGGAGUACCCGCUGGGCAUCGGUGAGAAGCCUCCUCAGGUCCGAAGGCGUGUGGGCACCGCGUUCAAAUUAGAUGACAACUUGCUCCCCAGUGAAGAGGACCCUGCUUUGCAAGAGCUGGAGAGCAACUUCCUAAUUCAGCAGAAGCUGGUGGAAGCUGCAAAGAAGCUUGCCAAUGAGCCAGACCUGUGUAAAACCGUGAAGAAAAAACGAAAGCAAGAUUACACAGAUGCAGUGAGAAAGCUCCAGGAGAUUGAAAACGCAAUAAAUGAAUACCGCAUCAGGUGUGGGAAGAAGCCUACCCAGAAAGGGACAGGUACCUUACCAGAAGACAUAAUCCCCUCAGAAAGCAGCUCCUUGUCUGACACUACCACCGGAGAUGAUCUCAAUGACACCUUCACCCUUGCUGGACAGCGGUCAAGUUCAGUGCCUCAUUCUCCAAGAAUUCUCCCCCCCAAGUCUCUGGGUAUUGAGCGAAUCCACUUCAGAAAGUCGUCCAUCGGUGACCAGCUGGUGGAUGCCAGGCAGGCCAGAGAAAUGCUGUCGACACACAGCAGUCCUUACAAGACUCCGGAGAGGCGGCCCCCGGGCGGGCGGAGCAUGCCCAGCACCCCGGUCCUCACACGCAAUGCCUACAGCAGCAGCCACUUAGAGCCCGCCUCCGCCCCUCACUGCCGCCAGCGCAGCGGCAGCCUGGAGUCCCAGUCGCACCUGCUGUCGGAGCUGGACCACGACGGGCCCUUCUUCUCGCUCUGCAAGGCCCAGCGCAGCAGCAGCACCGAGGUGCUGGACGACGGCUCCUCCUGCACCAGCCAGUCCAGCGCCGAGUGCUACUGCGCGCCCGGCCCCCGCCCCGGCGCCCACACCCUGGACGCCCGCGCCCGCGGCCGGCGCCGGUCCCGGAGGCAGAGCGCCGCGCCGUCCAGCUCGGGCAGCAUGCCCAACCUGGCGCCCAGGGACGGCCUGCGCGACGGCGUCCGCGGCCCGGGCCCCGAGCAGCCCUCCUACUACAUCGCCGAGUGCGACCUGUACUACGGCGGCGGCCACGUCUACGAGAACGACACGGAGGGCCAGUACAGCGUCAACCCUUCCUACCGCGCCUCCGCCCUCCACGGCCACGGCCGCCCGCGGGACUACGGCAGGGCCUUCCACGAGGACGAGGUGGACCGGGUGCCCCACAACCCCUACGCCACCCUGCGGCUGCCCCGCAGGGCGGGGGGCGCGGAGCGCGCCACCAAGCACAUCCACAGGGCGCUGGUGGCCGAGCACCUGCGCGGCUGGUACCAGCGGGCCUCGGGCCAGAGGGAGCAGGGCCCCGGCCCGCAGGGCGGCGUGGACUCGGAGCGGGCGGCCCCGCGCUGCCUGGGGCUGGCAGGGCUGCAGGGGCCCUGCUCGCCCGGCAGCCGCGCGUCCUCCUACUCCUCAGUGUCUUCUACGAACGUUUCUGGGAGCUGGCGGACCCAGAUGACAGUCGGGCUUUCUGAGUACGAGGCCCCGGCACAUCCUUCCUACACCGCCUGCUACAGUGGCUUCUACAGCCCUUUGCCCUCUCCAGGCAGGCAGUACGCAGAGGCCGGCGCCCUGGACGGCGCGGCCGCGGGCGGCCUGGAGGCGGCCGAGCAGGGGCUCCUCUGGCACGAAGACUCCAAGCCCGGGACCUUAGUCUGA